GCUGGGACUGAAGCUAUGGGGCUUCAUGAGCGCAUGAGUCCUUUUGUUCUUGUUCUUGCUCUCGUACUAUGUUGGUUCUUGUCAUGUGCCUGUCUUGCCCAGGAAAGAACUUUCUUUUCCGGCAACCUCAGUGAUUCUGAGACGAUAGUCUCCAGCUUCCGCACGUUCAGGUUCGGUUUCUUCAGCCCUGUUAACUCCACAAGUCGGUAUGCAGGUAUAUGGUACAACAGCAUCCCUGUACAAACUGUGAUAUGGGUUGCUAAUAAAGAUAAACCGAUCAACGACUCCUCUGGAGUUAUUUCGGUGUCUGAUGAUAGAAACCUCGUAGUUACUGAUGGUCAGAGGCGUGUCCUAUGGUCAACUAACGUCUCUACUCAAGUCCGUGGAAGUUCUACUGUCGCUGAGCUUUUGGAUUCGGGGAACCUUGUGCUAAAAGAUGCUAAUACCGAUGCGUAUCUUUGGGAGAGUUUCAAGUAUCCUACUGAUUCUUGGUUGCCAAAUAUGUUGGUGGGGACAAACGCAAGAACCGGAGGAGGGAACAUCACGAUAACUUCUUGGAAAACCCCUUCAGAUCCUUCUCCCGGGAGCUACACUGCUGCACUCGUUCUUGCUGCAUAUCCAGAGCUCUUCAUUUUGAACAACAAUAAUAAUAACGCUACGGUGUGGCGCAGUGGUCCCUGGAACGGCCAGAUGUUUAACGGUUUACCAGAUGUGUAUGCGGGCGUCUUUCUCUACAGAUUCAUAGUUAAUGAUGAUACCAACGGAUCAGUCACCAUGUCAUAUGCUAAUGAUUCGACCUUAAGAUACUUCUACAUGGAUUAUAGAGGAUCCGUGAUCCGGAGAGAUUGGAAUGAAGCUAGGAGAAACUGGACGGCCGGGUUACAAGUUCCGGCAACCGAGUGUGAUAUCUACAGAAGAUGUGGCGAAUUUGCUGCCUGCAAUCCCCGGAGAACCCCGCCUUGUUCUUGCAUUAGAGGGUUUAGGCCAAGGAACCUCAUAGAGUGGAACAGUGGAAACUGGACCGGUGGAUGCAUAAGAAGAGUCCCUUUGCAGUGUGAAAGACAGAACAAUAAUGGAAGUGCUGAUGGGUUUUUGAGGCUGAGGCGAAUGAAGUUGCCUGACUUUGCAAGAAGAUCUGAAGCUAGUGAACCAGAGUGCUUAAGGACUUGUUUGCAGACAUGUUCUUGUAUAGCCUGUGCUCAUGGCUUAGGUUAUGGUUGCAUGAUUUGGAAUGGAAGCUUAGUUGAUUCGCAGGAGUUGUCUGCUAGUGGAAUGGAUCUUUAUAUUCGUCUUGCACAUUCAGAAAUCAAAACACCGGACAGACGACCGGUUAUCAUCGGUACAUCAUUGGCAGGCGGCAUUUUUGUUAUGGCAGCCUGUGGUCUUUUGGCACGAGGGAUUGUCAUGAAGAAAAGAGGUUAG
Molecule: messenger RNA, 1422 nt
Organism: Thlaspi arvense
Lineage: Eukaryota; Viridiplantae; Streptophyta; Magnoliopsida; Brassicales; Brassicaceae
Source: the annotation of a GenBank genome assembly